CCUAUAUGUAUGGGCGUGUCACCCAUGGCCCGGUCCGGGGACGGUACUGUUGAUUUCACCCUCGGAAUAUGUACCGGAUUGUUGCGCUGCCAUCGUCAUUAUCGUCGUGAAAAUGACAGGGCAACCAGAGAUUGACCAACAUCCUGUGUCGGAUACCGAGAACGCCGAAGAAAAAAGACAAGAGCAAUUUGAUAUUGUUGCGGCAGAGAACCGACUGAGGAGUCAGGCCGUAGCGAUUGAGCCGGAAGAUGACGACGAUGCGGCGAAACCAACGUUGCCGUUUUCUAAAGCGAGAUGUAUUGCUCUUGUCGCCACGGUCACUGGCGCCAGUUUCUUGAAUACCCUAUCAAUUCAAUCUGUUGUGAUUAUCCUGCCAACGAUUGGUCAGGAGAUCGGUAUUCCUAACAGUAGGCAGCAAUGGGUAGUCUCUUCUUACUCCCUUACCUUUGGUUGCUUCCUCCUUCUAUGGGGUCGCAUAGCAGAUAUUUAUGGAAAACGAAACAUUUUCAUAUUGGGAAGUGCCUUCAUGGCAGCGACUAAUAUUGCCAAUCCAUUCAUCCGUAACGAAAUAGGAUUCAAUGUAUUUCGUGGUCUACAAGGGCUUGGUGCUGCCGCCAAUGUACCCACAGCAAUUGGGAUCCUAGGCGUUACAUUCCCGCCGGGCAAAGCCAAGAACUACGCUUUCAGCACAUACGCUGCUGGCGCGCCUCUUGGUUCCGCAUUUGGAAAUAUAAUUAGCGGUUUCAUUGCUUCUUUUGCUAACUGGAAGUGGGUGUUCGGGGCCACUGGUGGAAUUGCGAUUGUUAUCACUUUUGCUGCACUAUUCUUCAUUCCGCCACCGCCGCCAGAUUCAACGAAUAGGCUAGACAGCAUCUCGUCGCCGAAAUCCGUCGAUUGGACUGGUGGUGCCCUUAUUACUGCCUCCAUAUUAGCACUAUUGUUUGCCUUGACGGAGGGUAACGUUGUAGGAUGGGGUACGGUUUGGAUCUAUCUGCUGAUCGUCAUUUCUAUGUUGCUUCUCGCCAUCUUCGUCGUUUGGCAAUGGUAUCAGGAGAAGCAUACGACAAGCAGGCCGCUUAUGAAGGUCUCCCUCUUUAAAGACCCCCGCUUCAGCGCUGCCAUGGCUAUUAUGGCUAUGAUUUUCGGCGCUUUCAACGAUAUGGUUGUUUCCGCUACAUUCCUUUUCCAGGAUUAUCAGGCACUCGGCGCGCUGCAGACAACCCUUCGAUUUAUACCCACAGGUGUCUGUGGGGCGAUCACUGCAUUCGUCGUGAGUCAUCUCAUCUCACGAACGCCUACUUGGAUUUUGCUUUUAUUUGGCAAUCUGAGUGUAUCGGUGUCUUGCCUCUUAUUCUCUGUGCCAAUUCCUCCACACACGUCUUACUUCGCGUAUGCGUUACCGGCAUUUAUCCUUUCGGUGCUUGGUACUGAUACUGGUUGGCCGUGCCUAACCCUCUUUACUUCCAAGACUUUACCUCAGGAAGAUCAGGCGAUAGGUGGCGCCCUCGUCAACGCAAUGGGGCAAAUUGGAAGAGCGAUCGGGUUGGCGAUUACGACAGCAAUCCAGACAGCGGUGAUGGCGAGGGACAGGGGUGUACCCGUAGAGGAGUCGGGUAAGAUAAUGCCUUGGGAACCAGCAUCACUAGCUGGGUUAAGAGCAGGUAUGUGGUUCAAUUUCGCACUUGCGAUCUGUUGCGCGACCACCGUUGUGGUGUUUUUCCGCGGCACUGGUAUUGUUGGCAAAAUUGAGAUUAAGCAACGAUCGGGGAGGGUCCUUGGUCAGGAGGAUAGGGUGGGAGACAAUGCUGCCCGUAAAUAACAUCUUCGCCGCCCGCGUUAUCAACGUUUCGAAAGCUAUGAUGAUCGCUCAAGGCCAUGCUCAAUUCGGCACUUUUUCAUAUUC
Messenger RNA from Annulohypoxylon truncatum, 1903 nucleotides. Its product is annotated as drug resistance protein. The transcript is spliced from 4 exons. The coding region runs from base 113 to 1819 and encodes 568 amino acids. Gene Ontology annotation, cellular component: membrane. Gene Ontology annotation, biological process: transmembrane transport. The record is from RefSeq and is a predicted model, not a curated record. Gene Ontology annotation, molecular function: transmembrane transporter activity. NCBI's taxonomy places the organism in Eukaryota, Fungi, Ascomycota, Sordariomycetes, Xylariales, Hypoxylaceae.